Molecule: messenger RNA, 479 nt
Organism: Strigops habroptila (Kakapo)
Lineage: Eukaryota; Metazoa; Chordata; Aves; Psittaciformes; Psittacidae
Gene: PRLH
Product: prolactin releasing hormone
Exons: 3
Coding region: 158-445 (95 amino acids)
Biological process (GO): G protein-coupled receptor signaling pathway; response to peptide hormone; feeding behavior
Molecular function (GO): neuropeptide hormone activity; prolactin-releasing peptide receptor binding
Source: RefSeq, a predicted model, not a curated record
GACUCCAGCUCAGACAGCGGCCGCGGAGCUCAGCGGGACGGCAGCCAGCGCCUCGCCCUCGCCGCGCCGGAGGCCGCUAUCUCCGUGGCACCAUCAGAAAGAGCCAGGAGCUGGGAGGCUGCAGGGCCAAGCCACGGCCGGCCACAGAGUGCUGGGGAUGAAGCUGUGGGCCGCCUGCCUGCUGUGCCUGCUGCUCGCCUGCCUGACCCUGCCUGGCGCCUGCAGCCGCCGCCGCGAGCGCUCCAUGGAAAUCCGGAGUAAGGAGAACAGGAACCCGGACAUCGACCCCUCCUGGUACACAGGGCGCGGGAUCAGGCCGGUGGGGCGGUUCGGGCGGCGGCAGGCGCUGGAUGAGGGCACCCAUCCCGGGGGGGCUGGCCAGCGGCAAGCCUGUGCCCCCCCACACCUGCACCUCCAGCCCCUCCAGGGGGAGCGGAGCCCAUGAGCUGGAGCCCACAAUAAAAGCCCUUUUCCUCUCA